AUGCUAAUCGGCCUACAUCAAAAAAAAUCUUCGAGAUCAUCAGGGACACACGUUCCACACUCAGUACCACAUUCGGUUCCAAAAGCAGCUCCACCUUCUGCUCCAAAAGCAGCUCCACCUUCUGCUCCAAAAGUAGUUCCGCCUACGGCUCCAAAAGCAGUUCCACACAGAUUUCCACACACACUUCCACACACACUUCCUCACACGGUUCCAAAAGUAGUUCCUGUCGCGUCUUCUGAUCCAAUGAAUAGUUACAACGACUCUUUUUCUAGCAACAGUGGCUGGGUUUGGGGGCGGUGGCUAUUGUUUAUCGUGGUGAUAGUCGCAUUCGUGCUCUACGUUUUCCUAGUUAACGUAAGAAGACGGAGACUGGGUCGUAAACCCAUCGUGGGGACCUCAUGGCUGGCUCCGCCGCCCGCUUAUGGUGCCUCGCAACAACAGUACAAUCAACCCGUCAAUGAAAACCCUGUACCUGAGUACACGGAAGCUGUAAAUGACAACGAUGCUGGCUACUUUGACAAUGAAGGCAAGUUUCACCCUACCCAACGUGUUUCACCGGUAGCCGCCCCUGAGCCUGCAGUGACUUCGCCUUCCGUGCCUUAUACCCAGCCACAUCAGGCAUAUCCGCCUCAUUCUGCUCAAAAUGCAGAGAGUCCUUCGCUUUCUACCACUACGUCGUCAGCAUCUUCUCGUUAUGUCAGACCCUCGGUACCGCCUCCCAAUACCGCUCGUACGAAUCGUCAAACAUGA
Molecule: messenger RNA, 750 nt
Organism: Lachancea fermentati
Lineage: Eukaryota; Fungi; Ascomycota; Saccharomycetes; Saccharomycetales; Saccharomycetaceae
Source: the annotation of a GenBank genome assembly